AUGAUUAGAGCCGAAGUCGACCGGACUUGUGUCAUAUUUUUUUCAGUGGUGAUACAGCGACACGGACAUCACCCGAUGAUCAGCAGAAUUCCUGGAGUUCAUGAACCUGCUGGCUCUGUAAGUAUGCUCAUACCUUCAAAGUCGUGCGCCUCAGCCAAACGGAUCCUUUCCAAGAGAGCAAUACCGGGCCUUGUGCUCGGUGCAGUUUCCCUCACAGCUCAAACGUUCAGCGGAUGCGUGACUAGCCUUCACAUUGUGUCCCAAGCACGCCAUUCAAAUGAAACUUUACUCAAAUUCAGAACAAGUCUAGAGAUAGAGCUGGCAAGGCUGAUCCUCUGGGGUCAAAAUUCGGGACUCAGCAGGGGUGCUUUGCAUGAAAGCCUUGUCCCAAUCGAACCACUUCUUCUUGAUAUCCUCACUAAGAUAUUCUCGGGCAUCGAAAAUACGGAGAAGCUGAAGUCAACUUAUGGAAUUACGUUCGCCGAAGACUCUGAACUUGGGACUUCCCACACCGACUCCACGCUCCUACCCACGGCUGUCAAAGACACGAUUCUGGCGGUUCCAAACCUAUUAGAAGCAAUAGACAGACAAAAGAGAAUAACACAGAAUCUAAAGACAAAAAUGCACCUGCACCGCAAAAUCAAGUGGGCAGUCUGGGACGAGAACAAAGCCUCCAAUUUUGUCGAUUGCAUCAAAAGAUACGUUGAUGGGCUCAAUCAACUGCUCACAGAAAGUCAGAAACAGAGUCUUGACGCCGAAAAUACUGCUAUGAGGAUUGCGAUUCUCGGGGCUAAUUGGAGUAAACCGUUGCAAAUGUUGCAGACACUUGAGAUGGCAACAGUAGGGCGUUACGAGAGUUUGGCUCUUCCUGCACGCUUGGCCCGAUUGCGACUUGAAAUGGAGAUGGAAGCUGUUGCACCGCUUUCUGUUCAGCCCACGGCUCUUCCUGCACAUCCUCUAGCGAUUAAUUUCGAUUCGAUAUCUACUAUUGACGAUGGAAGGUCCUAUGCAAAACUCCACGAGAAACAGAUUCUCAUCGAGUGGCGGACCCUACGGACCUCCGAGGCGUGUGGAGAAGAAGGACUUCGGCGAACCAGGCAAGCAGCCAAGCUGGCAGGAAUCUUCAAAGAACUUACGGGGCAACCGAAGAAUUACCUUACACUUGACUGUGUCGGUUAUAUUGACCAAAAAGACCAUAUACCAGCAAGGCUUGGAAUUGCGUUUACGGUCCCAAGCCUUCCACAGAUUCCACACGAUCAUUCCUCCUCAUCUUUGACUUUACAUGACUACCUCACGGAGAGAGAUUUUGAAUACUUCCAACCCGAUCUAGGCUCUCGGUUUCGUCUUGCCUAUGAACUUGCGUUGGGAUUUCUGCAAUUUCACCAGUUAGGGUGGAUGCACAAGAAUAUCCGCAGCCACAACGUCAUUUUUCUUCCCGAGACACCUACCGCUUCGAUACAGUCUCCGCGUAUUGUCGGAUUUGGAUACUCUCGCCCAGCGGAAGGUGGAAUUUCAGACCGUCCAGUACUAAACGAGGAGAUCAACAUCUACUGCCAUCCAGACUAUCAGAACGAUUCUGCUGUUAGCUUCAGGCUUCAGUAUGACCUUUUUGCGAUCGGACUCUUACUCUUCGAAAUUGGGAAGUGGAGGCCGCUCAGUAACUAUUUUCGCCGGCUGAAGGCGAGGGAUAGGUGUGUAAAACCUUCAAACUUCGUGGCGCGAUUACUUGAAUCGGAAGCGGAAGAUCUUGAAUUCCGAUUAGGAAAGAAAUUCACAUCAGCGAUUCUAUUCUGCCUGCAGACUACCAAAAGUGAAUUAGGGGACAUGGACCUAAAAAUUGAAUAUUUCAAGAAUGUGAUCGAUACGUUGCCUAAAUGGAAUCAUAUUCGCUCACUAAAACAUCUUCUCAGCCUCGCCUAA
Molecule: messenger RNA, 1920 nt
Organism: Lindgomyces ingoldianus
Lineage: Eukaryota; Fungi; Ascomycota; Dothideomycetes; Pleosporales; Lindgomycetaceae
Exons: 5
Coding region: 1-1920 (639 amino acids)
Biological process (GO): protein phosphorylation
Molecular function (GO): protein kinase activity; ATP binding
Source: RefSeq, a predicted model, not a curated record